UAAAAACAUGUACACUUCUUUGGUUUUUAAUUAAACAUUGUUGUUAUGGUUUUAUUGUCUAUUAUUAAAUAUUAGAUAACAUGAAUCAAACUUUGUAUUUUGAAAUAUAUUUUAUAUUAUUCAAUUUUGACUUAACAAGAUGAAUUUUGAACAUUUGAUUGUUAGUAACAUAUUAUUAAUAGUUUCUGUAGUUUGUUAUCGUAAUCAACCACUUAGUAGACAACAAGCUUGUUUGGCAGGUGGAGAAGUAGCACAGAAAUUUGAAUUUCCUUUUAUGACAGUCAUAUACCAUAAGACUAUGUCAUGUUCCGGAGCGAUUGUAUCAGAAGAAUGGGUUUUGACGGCAGCUCACUGUUUUUCCAUUAAUUAUAUAUUAGGUAUAAGACCUAGCGAUGUCAAAGUAGUAGCUGGCAUAGUAAAUUAUAUUGAACGAACAAAUAAUUCACAAGUCAGACACGGAACAGAAGUUCACAUACACCCAAAUUAUAGAGUAAAACGAGUUGCAAAUGAUGACUUAGCUAUCAUUCGAGUCAAACCAUUUCUUAUGACUAUCGCUGUUAAUAUCAUUCAUGUAUCAGAUAAAGGGCUUCCAAUAAAUGAUUACAUACCAUGUACAGCUAUAGGUUGGGGAGAAGUUGAUACACCACCUGGCCGACAAAAUACACUCUUACACAAACUUAAGGUAUUUUCUUCAAUGUCUGCUAAAGCAUGUCCAGGUCUUCAAGAUUGGGAGAGAAGAAAAAUCAUUUGCUUACAACAAGAUCAAGGAAAAGGAUUAUGUGACGGUGACUCUGGUGGUCCACUAAUAUGUCAAGGCGAAUUAUACGGAAUAGCUCAUCAAGUAUACAAAGAAAUAAAAAAUGAUAGUGAACGAAAAGAUUUAGAACGUUGUGGAGCGGCUGGUAUCACUCAUACCUAUAUGUUUGUGUGCCCAUACUUAAAUUGGAUACAUCAUUACAUUUAUACAGUGCCAAACAUGCCGUCAACAUGUUACUGGAAUAGUGGAAUAUAGCAAAA
Molecule: messenger RNA, 1017 nt
Organism: Metopolophium dirhodum (rose-grain aphid)
Lineage: Eukaryota; Metazoa; Arthropoda; Insecta; Hemiptera; Aphididae
Product: factor V activator RVV-V alpha-like
Exons: 3
Coding region: 140-1012 (290 amino acids)
Biological process (GO): proteolysis
Molecular function (GO): serine-type endopeptidase activity
Source: RefSeq, a predicted model, not a curated record